UCCGCUCUUGUCUAGACUCCGCAGUCACGUCCAGCGACACAUCCGGGCCUCUUUCUCAGAGCUCUCCAGAAAGUUCUGAGCUGUGGAUCCUAUAUAAGAGCCAGACACCUUUCGUCCUCGACCGCUGAGUAACUUCAGUGAAAGCCAGCACAUCGGUAAUAUCUGACAAGGAAAUUUUAGGUUGUCAACAUGGUUCACGAAACCGGCUACUACGACCUCUUGGGUGUCAGCCCCAAAGCCUCAGUGGAUGAAAUAAAAAAAGCCUACAGAAAACUUGCACUGAAAUAUCACCCGGACAAGAACCCCAGUGAAGGCGAUAAGUUCAAGCUUAUAUCUCAUGCAUAUGAGGUGCUGUCAGAUCCAAAGAAGAGAGACCUGUAUGACCAAGGAGGGGAGCAAGCAAUCAAAGAGGGAGGCAUGAGUGGAGCAGCUUCCCCUAUGGACAUUUUUGACAUGUUCUUUGGAGGUGGGGGAAGGAUGCAGAGAGAGAGAAAAGGGAAGAAUGUUGUCCACCAGCUUAGUGUUUCACUGGAGGAGAUGUACAAUGGCACCACCAGGAAGCUUGGACUGCAGAAAAAUGUCAUUUGUGAAAAAUGUGAAGGUUAUGGUGGUAAGAAAGGUGCACUGGAGAAGUGCUCAAAUUGCAAAGGAAGAGGAGUACAAGUGAGGGUGCAACAGAUUGGGCCAGGCAUGAUCCAGCAGAUCCAAAGCAUGUGUCCAGAUUGCCAGGGACAGGGCGAGAAAUUCAACUCCAAAGAUCGAUGCAAGAACUGCAAUGGACACAAAGUUGAACGCAAGAAGAAAAUUCUUGAAGUUCACAUUGACAAAGGUAUGAAAGAUGGUCAGAAAAUUAUGUUCCAUGGAGAAGGUGACCAGGAGCCUGGACUGGAGCCCGGGGAUGUAAUCAUUGUGCUGGAUCAGAAAGACCACCCUGUUUUCCAGAGGCAUGAGGAUAAUUUAAUGAUGAAGAUGAACAUCAAACUUGUGGAGGCCCUGUGUGGUUUCAGGCGGACAGUUCAAACACUAGACAACAGAACACUCAUCAUCAGCACUCAGCCAGGUGAAGUAAUCAAUCAUAGUGACAUAAAAUGUGUUCAAAAUGAGGGCAUGCCACUUUACAGGGAACCUUAUGAAAAGGGACAGCUUAUUAUUCAAUUCCAGGUGGAAUUCCCAGAGAAAGGCUGGCUCCCAGAGCAUCUGUUGUUCCAGCUAGAAAGACUGCUUCCACCUAGAGAGGAUGUGAUGAUUACUGAUGACAUGGAGGAGGUGGAGCUCUGUGAGGUAGAUGUGCAGUCACAGCAGAAAAGCUAUCGUGGUGAAGCUUAUCAGGAAGAUGAGGAGCAGGGUCCCAGGGGCGGAGUGCAAUGUCACACACAGUGAUUGUAAUCUCUGAUACAAAUGCUACUGUAUGUGGUAGAGAUUUUUUUUUUUCUGAAGCACAAAAUAUUACCUAUGCCUAUAAAUCUGCAAAUUAGUACCAUUAAGUCUUUUUCUUUUUUUUUUUUUUUUUAACUGUUGCCAGUGGUAGUUCUUUGACUUCAUCACUGAUACAAGUUGAGUACACGUUUCACUUUUAUUUGGACUCCAGAAGUUAUUGAAACUAUAUUUUUGUGUUACUGUUGCAUGUUCUAUUUAAAAUCAGUUUCUUUUGUAUAUAUUUCCCAAUAAAUUAAUGGUACAUCUUUUUUUUUCUCCACACAAGCUCAAAGGACAAAAUGUAUGCUUUCUGUGAAGGUACUUUUAAGUCAUGACAAA
Molecule: messenger RNA, 1755 nt
Organism: Monopterus albus (swamp eel)
Lineage: Eukaryota; Metazoa; Chordata; Actinopteri; Synbranchiformes; Synbranchidae
Gene: dnaja
Product: DnaJ heat shock protein family (Hsp40) member A
Exons: 8
Coding region: 190-1380 (396 amino acids)
Biological process (GO): protein folding; response to heat
Molecular function (GO): Hsp70 protein binding; ATP binding
Source: RefSeq, a predicted model, not a curated record